This is a messenger RNA of Felis catus (domestic cat), 848 nucleotides long. Its product is annotated as keratin-associated protein 21-1-like. Lineage: Eukaryota; Metazoa; Chordata; Mammalia; Carnivora; Felidae. Gene Ontology annotation, biological process: hair follicle development. Bases 31 to 576 code for a protein of 181 amino acids. The record is from RefSeq and is a predicted model, not a curated record. The transcript has a single exon.
CCCUCAACGGAAACCUCACCCUCUGCCACCAUGUGUUACAACUAUUAUGGAAAAUCUUACUGGGGCUGUGGAUAUGGCUCUGGCUGUGGCUGUGGAUAUGGCUCUGGUUGUGGCUGUGGAUAUGGCUCUGGUUGUGGCUAUGGAUAUGGCUCUGGCUGUGGAUAUGGUUCCAGAUAUGGCUGUGGCUAUGGCUGUGGAUAUGGUUGUGGAUAUGGCUCUGGCUGUGGCUGUGGCUAUGGCUGUGGAUAUGGUUGUGGAUAUGGCUCUGGCUGUGGCUGUGGCUGUGGCUAUGGCUGUGGAUAUGGUUGUGGAUAUGGCUCUGGCUGUGGCUGUGGCUAUGGCUGUGGAUAUGGUUGUGGAUAUGGCUCUGGCUGUGGCUGUGGCUGUGGCUAUGGCUGUGGAUAUGGUUGUGGAUAUGGCUCUGGCUGUGGCUGUGGCUAUGGCUGUGGAUAUGGUUGUGGAUAUGGCUCUGGCUGUGGCUGUGGCUAUGGUUGCAGAUAUGGCUGUGGCUAUGGAAGUGGCUGCUGUACCUGCCGACCAUUUUGCUACAGAAAAUGCUGUUCUUCUUGCUCCUAGAAUAUUGUAUGCCUCUGAAGAAAUAUUUCAAGAUUAACAUUUCCCCCUAAAAGAUGCUUCAUUUUAUUAUCUCUACAUGCAAGUAAGAAUUGGAUACCACCUGUGUUUACUUCAGAGAACCUGUUAGUGAGGAAUUAUGAAUGUUUCCAUUAUGUUACAUGAAAACAGAAGAUUUGAUUCUGGUUAUGUUCAAAAUGUAAAUUCUUGGUUAUCCUGUUCUAUGGUUUUGUAUUGUCCAUGAGCAUAAAAACUCCAUAUGUGGGAUAAAAGUA